Molecule: messenger RNA, 509 nt
Organism: Coprinopsis cinerea okayama7#130
Lineage: Eukaryota; Fungi; Basidiomycota; Agaricomycetes; Agaricales; Psathyrellaceae
Product: nuclear transport factor 2
Exons: 5
Coding region: 30-404 (124 amino acids)
Biological process (GO): protein import into nucleus
Cellular component (GO): nuclear pore central transport channel
Source: RefSeq, a predicted model, not a curated record
CGUUCCCCCCUGUUUUUCACUCAUUAACCAUGGCAGACAUCAACGCUAUCGCAAAACAGUUCACCGAGUUUUACUACACAACUUUCGACACAAACCGCUCCAAUUUGCUCUCCCUUUAUCGGGACUCGUCGAUGUUGUCUUGGGAGGGUGCACCGAUCCAGGGAGCCCAAAAUAUUGUAGAGAAAAUCACUAGCCUGCCUUUCCAAAAGGUUCAACACAAAGUCACCACCCUCGAUGCUCAGCCCUCGUCCCCGACCCAAGCCAGCAUUCUCGUCAGCGUGACCGGUCUUCUUCUCGUCGACGACUCGCCCAAUCCCCUGAACUACAGCCAAGUCUUCCAAUUGAUUCCAGACGGUGGAAGCUACUAUGUGUUCAACGAUAUCUUCCGCCUCAACUACGGUUAACCGCAUCUCCUGCCUUGUUGUAUCAUUAUGAAAUAGAAGUUCAAGAUCUCCGCUGUAUUCUUCAAUCAUCUAUGUUAUCGUCGGUCUACGUGAAGUGUAGCGCUA